Menidia menidia (Atlantic silverside) is the source of this 1305-nucleotide messenger RNA. The record is from the annotation of a GenBank genome assembly. NCBI's taxonomy places the organism in Eukaryota, Metazoa, Chordata, Actinopteri, Atheriniformes, Atherinopsidae.
AUGGGAUUAUUACAGCUAUUCCUGGUUCUCUGCAUGUUUUGCACUUCCUCAGGUUUUGGGGUUGACCCUGCCCUGCGCAUCGACGUGUUGGAUGAGCUAACGCUCGGAGAGGGCUUUGAUGGAGUUACUCAGGUCCAAGGCUUCCACAGCGAGUCUAGAGCUUUCCACUUCCAAGGAUCCUCCAGGGAGGUGAAAGCUCCUGCUGGGGUUGUGGAGCAAAUGGUCCAGAAGCUUAAAGGCAAAAAUGAGUUUACCCUGCUGGCAACGCUCAAACAGGAUCACCUCAACUCCGGAGUCAUCCUCUCCAUCCACCACUCUGAGCACAGAUUCCUUGAGCUUGAGAGCAGCGGCCAGCGCAGUGAGGUGCGUCUUCACUAUCGCACCAAAAGCCAACAAGACCACACUGAGGUGUUCCCGUACAGCCUGGCUGACGACCAGUGGCACAAGGUCUCCGUGGCCGUCAGCGCCUCUCACGUCAUUUUACACGUGGACUGCAACAGGAUCUAUGAGCGGGUGGUAGAAGCCCCCUUUAUGGACAUUCCGGAGGACGCUUCCUUCUGGCUCGGACAGAGAAACGCAGCCCAUGGCUUCUUCAAGGGCGUGAUGCAGGACGUGGAGAUCUUGGUGAUGCCCCAGGGCUACAUCUCACAGUGUCCAGAUCUUAACAGAACAUGUCCAACCUGCAAUGAUUUCCACGGACUUGUGCAGAAAAUCAUGGAACUGCAGGAUAUUCUUGCGAAAACAUCAAGCAAGAACGGCACAGUACAAUGUGAGGCCAUCUCCUGCCCUCCCCCUCAGUGCCCUGCAGGCACGGUGCCUGCCUACGUGAAGGGGGCCUGCUGCAAGGAGUGUCAGCCUGUCUGUUUGUUUGGUGGAAGAGAGCUGGUGGAGGGAGAUCAGAGGGCUGUGCGUGACUCCUCUGGCAGGUGCCUGCUCUUUGAAUGCCGGGACCGGUCCAUGCAUCGAGUGGUCCCCAGUGAGCCCUGUCCAGAGCUCAACUGCCCAGAGUCGGAGCAGAUCGCUCUGAGCAGUAGAUGCUGCAAAGUGUGCAGAGGUCAUGAUUUCUGCUCGGAGGGUCACGGCUGCGUGGAGCACUCUGACUGCGUGAACCUGGAGGCAGGAGACUGCUGCGUCUGUAAGGAUGGCUUCCGCCCACUGCGGGACGAUAACGCCUACUGUGAAGCACUUCAGAUUCUUUUGCUUCUGACUCUGUACUGCUGUGUGGAGAUGCAACCCUCUUUUCACAGCGCACGCUAUUAUGAAGCAUCUGUUAUUGUGUGUUUCCUGGUGUGCUGCAUGAACUAA